AUGUGUUUCUUUUAUUCUUCUUUCGAUUUUUCGACAGAUCACUUUGAAGGUGACUUAUAUGGAUCAGUGAAGAUGACGUUAACAGACAACAGCAAAUACCCGGUGUCCAGUCAACCGCCUCUUGGACCCGUUGGUAGCCAAGCGAACGCUGCCGUUUCUGUAGCAGCAGGGACUCAUGCCAAUGCUAACAAAGAAGCCGUCCAUCACUGGGAUAUCAACGAUUCCAUGUUGCCUAUGGUGUCUCGUUUUGAUGCCUUCCAGGAAUGGCCGAAUGGUCACUGUCGAUUUGUCUAUAGCGUCGAGUUAGAUGAAGCUCGACGACACGCCAGUGGUUGGGCAAUGCGCAACACCAACAAUCAUAAUGUUCACAUACUCAAAAAGUCAUGCCUUGGCGUCCUCGUUUGCAGUCUGGACUGCUCAGCUCCGGAUACUGGUGACAAAGUUCAUUUACGCCCGGCCAUUUGUGACAAAGCUCGCCGCAAGCAAAUUGGUAAACCUUGUCCGAAUUCGAAAUGUGCUGGUCAUUUAGAGUUGCUUUCGUGCCGAGGUCAUUGUGGUUAUCCUGUGACUCAUUUUUGGAGACACGUUAGUGGUGCUAUUUAUUUCCAGGCAAAAGGCGUUCAUGAUCAUCCAAGACCAGAAGUCAAAGCCUCGGCCGAAGCAAGGCGACAGCAUCAGAAUUCCAAGCAGCAGAAACGAUUACAGGCUCGGGCCUAUCAAAGCAAAAGAAGAGGUCGCCAAUUAUCGGCAGAACGAACAGCGAAACGACAACGAGUUUCGCAAACAAGUUCAGCAGUACUUUGUUCGUGUCCGCCAUUCGAAUGUACGUGUUCACAACGAGCCAACAGUGCCAGUAGUGUUACAUCCGGGCAAUUCCAAUCGUGGGUCGAGGCGGCAACCGACAACAGCGACUCCUACAUGCCUAACUCCUAUAUGCCUGCCACUAGCGAAUCCAUGCCAGCCUACAACCAAAAUACAGUAAUGAAUGAGUGUCGUGUAUCACCUUCAAUGAAAACGGAAAUGUCCGACAGUAAGCAGCUUCCGGUUGGAAGUUAUCCCAUACAACCUCGCUUCAAAGUGACCCAUUCACCUAUCCGCACCCCGCUCACAUCACUUAGCCGAAGUGUUGGCCACACAAACCUUAACAGAAAUUUUGAUUUGGACUAUAGCGAUAAAAUCCCUGUCGAAGAGUGGACAAUCACGAAAAGGCGGUCACAAUGCGAGUUUGAGAGUCAUUUUGAUAGAAGUGUCUACUCGCCGGGCAAACAACAAGACUCGAUGUUUUAUCGUAACAGGCAAGUAACAUACAGCACGAUUUAUUCAGGAGGUUUGCCAAGCCUACCGUACGAUUCCUACAACACACCUCAGCAGCAUCGGCCACCAUCAGACGGUUUCAACCUGGGUACGAGUUGGCCCGGUCGCCAUCCCCGAGGUAGUCCAAGCAUGGAGUACAGUUGGGAACACUGCAGUAGUACCAGCUCUUCAAGUAAACCUAUGGAAAAUAGAGAUUUAACAGGGAGACAAGGUGGUUAUAGGGAUUCUUCAUCAUGGUCAUCUGACCACGAAAGCCGACCCUCACCCAUUGCAGCUGCAACCCGCACUACCCUCGGCGACGUCUGCUGCUCAUUUCCGCCCAAACACACGCCGUUGAGAGAACCAAUCAAGAUGGACAUACAUGACGAUGUCAAACCGUGUCCAGCCGUCCUCGACAACUACCCGUCCAAAACUAGAUUGUCGAACCCACCUGAUCGCGUGCCGAGUUCGGUUUCGCCUUGUUUUCUUGAACUUAAAUCUUCCACGAACGUUUUGAAAGGCGUCAGCGACUCAGAAACAAAUUUGAACAUGACAGACAGCGAUCGUCAUGACAGCCGAAAAUCAGACUAUCACUGGCUCCGAUUUCAGGAACCGAUCACCCCAACCCCAACAUCGUUCGAUCGGGAUCCCUUCCCUUUCGAUCCGAUGCACACGAAUAAUUCAACCAAGGGUCCAAGAGCCGAAAUGCAAAUUCCUUGCAUGCAAAACUGUGACUAUGAUGCCAAUUUAAUUCCUGUGUACGGAGACCAGGCCGGUUCCUCAACCACAAAUGGUUAUCUAUCAGUUGCCAUUUGUUCCUCUCUAUCGCCUGCUUCCCUCUUCUCUCUCUCCCUCUCUCUCUAUCUCAGUCUGUUCAUAUCUAUCUAUCUAUCUAUCUAUCUAUCUAUCUAA
This is a messenger RNA of Acanthosepion pharaonis, 2205 nucleotides long. The record is from the annotation of a GenBank genome assembly. NCBI's taxonomy places the organism in Eukaryota, Metazoa, Mollusca, Cephalopoda, Sepiida, Sepiidae.